This is a messenger RNA of Pelodiscus sinensis (Chinese soft-shelled turtle), 5768 nucleotides long. The record is from RefSeq and is a predicted model, not a curated record. Lineage: Eukaryota; Metazoa; Chordata; Testudines; Trionychidae.
AUCUUGAACCUGAUGAUUGUGCAUCCAUAUACAUCUUUAAUGUAGACCAACCAUCAUCUUCUGUAAAUCAGCCAAUUUGUAUCCCUCACCAUGGAUUGCAGCCACACUCCUCGCCUCUGUCUCCACCAACCAGACUGCCAGGUCAUAAAAACUAUGAGGGAACUUGUGAGAUACCAGAAUCCAAAUACAGUCCAUUAGGUGGACCCAAACCCUUUGAGUGCCCUAGUAUUCAAAUUACAUCUAUCUCUCCUAACUGUCAUCAAGGGAUUGAAGCUAGUGAGGAUGAUUUGCAUACAAAUGGCCCAGAAAAUGAAUAUAUGGAAAGGCCUUCAAGGGACCACCUAUAUCUCCCUCUUGAGCCAUCCUACAGGGAAUCAUCCCUCAGCCCAAGCCCUGCCAGCAGCAUUUCCUCCAGGAGCUGGUUCUCAGAUGCUUCCUCUUGUGAGUCAAUCUCCCAUGUUUAUGAUGAUGUAGACUCAGAGCUGAAUGAAGCUGCUGCUCGAUUUACCCUUGGAUCUCCCUUGGCAUCUCCUGGUGGCUCUCCAAGGAGUCCAGGGGAUGAAUCUUGGCAACAGCCUUAUGGAUUUGGGCAUGCCCUGUCUCCUAGACAGUCUCCUUGUCAUUCUCCUAGAACUAGUAUUACAGAUGAAAAUUGGCUAAACCCUAGACCAACAUCAAGGCCCUCAUCGAGGCCUACAUCCCCUUGUGGGAAGCGACGACACUCCAGUGCAGAGAUUUGUUAUGCCAGCUCCUUGUCUCCUCACCAUUCUCCAACUCCUUCCCCUGGCCAUUCUCCCAGAGGAAGCAUAACAGAAGACACGUGGUUAAACACUUCUCUCCAUAGUGUACAAGGUCUUAAUUCUGGCCUUCCACCAUUUCAGUGUUGUACAGAGACUGACAUCCCUCUUAAAACAAGAAAGACCUCUGAGGAUCAAACUGCUACUUUAUCAGGAAAAAUAGAUCUCUGUUCUGAAGAACAGAGUAACUUAUCACCAUCCAUUGAAAUUGCAGUAGAUGAUUCCACUGGAUCUCAACAUGUGUUAAAAAAGGAUUUGCCUGGUGACCAAUUUCUUUCUGUUCCUUCGCACUUUACUUGGAACAAACCCAAACCUGGCCAUACUCCUAUAUUUCGCACAUCGUCAUUACCACCACUAGACUGGCCUUUACCAAGUCAUUAUGGACAAUGUGAACUGAAAAUAGAUGUACAGCCUAAAACUCACCAUAGAGCUCAUUAUGAAACGGAAGGCAGUAGGGGAGCAGUAAAAGCGUCUACUGGAGGACACCCGGUAGUGAAGCUCAUAGGCUACAGUGAGAAACCAGUAAACCUACAGAUGUUCAUUGGAACAGCAGAUGAUCGCUACUUACGACCUCAUGCAUUCUACCAAGUGCACCGAAUCACUGGGAAAACAGUUGCUACUGCUAGCCAAGAGAUAAUAAUUACCAGCACAAAAGUUCUGGAAAUUCCACUUCUUCCUGAAAAUAAUAUGUCAGCCAGUAUUGAUUGUGCCGGUAUUUUGAAACUCCGCAAUUCAGAUAUAGAGCUCCGCAAAGGAGAGACAGAUAUUGGAAGAAAGAAUACCAGAGUGCGACUUGUGUUUCGUGUUCAUAUCCCACAGCCUAGUGGAAAAGUCUUGUCUUUACAGGUUGCUUCCAUACCUGUUGAAUGCUCUCAGCGAUCUGCUCAAGAACUUCCUCAGAUAGAAAAAUACAGCAUCAACAGUUGUUCAGUAAAUGGAGGCCAUGAAAUGGUUAUGACUGGAUCUAAUUUUCUUCCAGAAUCAAAAAUUAUAUUUCUUGAAAAAGGACAAGAUGGACGACCUCAGUGGGAAGUAGAAGGGAAAAUAAUUAGGGAGAAGUGUCAAGGGGCUAACAUUGUUCUUGAAGUUCCUCCAUACCAUAACAAAACGAUUACAGCUGCAGUCCAGGUGCAGUUUUAUCUUUGCAAUGGGAAGAGGAAAAAAAGCCAGUCUCAACGUUUUACAUAUACACCAGUUUUAAUGAAACAAGAGCACAGAGAUGAAAUGGAUUUGUCUGCCGUUCCAUCUUUGUCCCUGCCUCAUACUGGCAGCGUUCAGGGCCUGCAUUCCAUCCGAACUCAGCUGUCUUCAGCAGAUCCAGGGCACCCACAUGAUAGUUUACUAUCUACAUCACCCAGGAGUCUUGUGUGCCCAGUUCAGCAAACAUAUACAUCCAUGACGACAUCAGCAGUGUCCCAUCUGUCUCAUAUACAAGGUAGAAACGUCAGUCCAGGUGAUGAGUGUCAUGUUUUGCCUCCUGUUGUUCACCAGUCUUUCCAAGUAACAUCAACACCUCCAGUGAGGCCUUCCUACCAGCCUAUGCAAUCUAAUGUUAUGUACAAUGGACAGCCUGGUCUUCCCAUGAGUUCUGUCUCCAGCCAAGGAUUUGACACUAUUUCAUUUCAACAAGAUGCAGCUGUACCUCAUUUGAUAAAUCUUAGCUGCCCACCUCUGCCACAAAUGCAGUACCAUUCUUCAAAUCCUGGUUCAGUGACAACUUCAUGUACAGUAGGACAUCCUUUGGCACAUCCAGUUCAUUCAGGACAAUCAUCACCUCAUCUGCAGUCAAUGGUAUACCACUGUCCAAAUACUGGGCAGGGUUCUCUCUCUUCUGCAAUGAAUCAACCCCUUGGGCAACCUUCCCCUCAGUUGCAGCAAGUCACAUACCAUUCUGCAAACCCAGGGUCUGCUUCAUCACCAUCCCCAACAGCUUCCCAUUCUUUGGUCCAUUCACCACUGUCAGGGCCAUCUUCUCCUCAGCUACAGCCUAUGCCAUACCAGUCUCCUAGCUCAGGACCUGCUGCAUCUCCUCCCCCAACGGCUGUAAGUCACUCGGGACAACAUUCCCCUCAAGAACAUAGUCCUGGAUUGGGAGGUCUUCAUGUAGCUUCAUCUUUAGUACAUCACAGUGUAUGCGAGUCAUCUCCAUUUUCAUCAGAUGGGGUAGCUGUUAACAUUAAACCAGAACCUGAAGAUCGAGAGUUGACUUUUCAAACAAUUGGAUUGCAAGACAUCACACUAGAUGAUGUGAAUGAAAUCAUAGGAAGAGAUAUGUCACACAUCCCAGUGUCACAUGGACCAACAGUGGCCAGCCAAUCUCCACAUACAUGCCCUGGAUCUCUGGAGACAGGAAUAUCGGAUGGAGUCUAAAAGUGGCUAAGCUUGCAACUAAAUGUCCAUGAAAGCUUUCAAGUUUUCUCUGAAUAUUUCUUCUCAUCCCUUUCUCUUACACUCACUGUGCUUCCAACUCUUGUGGCCUUUUAUAAACUGGAACAAUGGACCCUUGCAUAGCCCUUUUGGUGGGUUACAUUUUGAUGUACAGACAGAGCAUUUCUAAUUCUAGUUUCUCAAGUGCUGUAAAAAUGAUGGGGUAAAUGGACACAAAGAAGCCAGACAAAAUAUUUUAACUAUUAAAAAUUACAGAUGAGCUUUGCUGUUUUACAUUUAAAUUAGAAUACUUUUAUAUUGCAAGUGCUUCAAGUGUGGAGAUGUUAGUUUUGCUCUUAUAAUAUUCACAGUACUGAAUGUGGAGAAAAAUCUAAUACACAUCUUCUGUGUGCUACUUUCCCUUAGAAGAGGUAGUAGAAUUGUAAUUGACAGUUUUGUACACCUUUGGUCAUUCUGAAAGCCUUUAAGCUUCUGGUGUUUAAAAGAUAACUUUUUAUAAUGAAAUCUUCCAGAGGCAAAAAACCAAACCAGUCAUCUUAAGCCAAUGCCUUGGAAGCCAUUGUGUAUAAAAAUACUUUAGUGUUUUCUUUCUUUGAUUCAUAGGAAGCAAAGCCAAAUGUAGAUCUGCACUUAUUUAUAAACGGGAAUUGUUAUUUGAUAGGCUGCAAAGAGACCAUUCCAUCAUGGAAGUGUUGGGAUAGAAAUGACAUUCCAAAAUGUAACUUUUAUAGCUAUAUGGGUAAUCUUCCUGUAAAUUUUAUUAGCACAGACUCCUUACUGAAUUUUUUUCAUAAAAAGGUAACAUUUGUAGUCAAAUUUGAAAACUAAGGUUUUUAUUUAAAAACCUUAAUUUCAAAGCCAUGUUAGGUAAGGGGAAAUUUUGGUAUUUGCAGAGGAUUUGUUUUUUAUUCCUAAGAAAUAAUGUUUUGAAAUACAUCAAUCUUCCAUGGCUCUAGUAUUUUCCAUGCAGUAAAUCAUUUGCUUAUAUUCCUUUUCUAUAUGUUCAUUUACCUAAAUUAUGCUACUUUGACAUGACAGUUUCUUAAAUUUGAACUGAUAUAAACAUUUACCUGCUGUAAAGAAACUUACUGUGGGCAACUGCUUGAAAGGAAGUACAUUUGAGUAAUUUGCCCAUAGUAAAUUUGUAAAGCAGAAUUUAUUGCAGAGGAAAAUAGUGAAUGAGACAAUGACCAUGACAUUAAUCCUUUACAGUUUGUAUGAAAGGAUGCAUUUUCCUCACCUGCCCACUUCAGCAGAUAGUAAUGUUUACAUUGCAUGACUUUUAAAACCUCAGUACUCUAAUUAAAAGCCUAGGAGAGGAUCUGAAACUGCUUAUUUAGGUCUUGUUAAGUAUUUCCCAAGAGGUUAUAAUUUACAGACCUGUCUGAUGUGGAAAAUACAGGGUAUACAAAAAAUGAGAGAUUCAUAUAUAGCAAAAUAUGAUUAGAAGUUUCAUACUUGAAGUUGUUUUUAGUCCAGGUUUCUGUUCUUUUGUUGAAACAGCCAUUAUUUGUAUUCGUGAAAAUGAAAAGCAAAUACAUUCAUGUUUGAAUGCCUAUAAGGGAAUGACAACAUUGAAUUGGUUCAGAUAUUUGAGAGUAUUUACAUUUCAAUUAAAACAUGUACAGGGCAUGCCAUUGCUUUGGAGAAAUGAAGCUGUUUUGUCUAUAUAUGUUCUUAAAUUACAGUAACACAUCAAAGAAAGUCUUAAAUGGACUCCAUUAUUGAGGUCAUUAAGAAUAAAAACCCACUAUAGUAAAUAUGGUGGCCCAUGUAUUGGCCAACCAGCCAGGGAAGUUUUACAUAGAAUUUUUUGCAUAUGAAAUAUUAAUUUCUAUAUAUGUUUAGAUGUAAUGUUCUAGCAAUACUGUUAAAGGAUAUAGAAUAUAUCUUUGUAUUUGUUGGAUCAUGGAUCUUUAUGAAAGACCUAAAUUUGAGAAGAUGGUGGAAAUGGAACUCUUUUAAGCAAACUUGUGCAUUUUUUUAAAAUGCUAUCUAGGACUACCAUGGUGAUAAAUCUUAUUUUAAUUACUGUUUUUCAAAUAAGUUUAUGUCAAGCCACUAUACAGGUAGAUUCCUUUCUGACAAACUGUGUUCUGGGAAGCUAAACAGUUAAUGUACUGUACAUUAGUGUAAGUGGCUCUCAAAAUAGUUAUUUUUGACCGUUCUGUCAUUUGAAAAGAAUAAUUGUAACUGUUCCUCAGUGGUGCUUCUUUAGUUACUAUCCCUACUCACAUUAACUUUAAACAUGCUAACACACUGAAGUGUUUAGAAGUGCAGUUAGCUAUGUUUUUAUAACACUGUUAAAAUCACUGUAAGUUGUGUAACUGUCCAUAGGUUGUGUGCUGGUGGCAAGGCAUGUUCCAGUUUUCAUUUAAUGUAACAGGUCUGUUGAAUUAACCAAUAUUUGUGGGAGGAGUCUAAUUUCAUGAGCUUUUCAUACUUGUGUGGGUUUUGUGCUCCUAACAACUGUUCCAGCCUCUUCUCCUUGCAAGUCCUCUGAGUGAGUAGCUAGAAUUCAUACUAUACCUAAAACAUGGGAGCCCAUACAAUCCAGAGUUGCUAUGCACUAAAUCUUCUGAU